UUUUUUUUUAUCAUCAUCACAAAAGAAAAGAAUACUUGAAUGGGUGGUAGUGAUCAGAAAAAUGUUUCCAUUAAUGUUAAGAAGAAAAAGAAAAAUGGUUCUUUUAAGUCCAUUUUCAUGCAUGCUGAUGUUCUUGAUUGUUUCUUAAUGGCUUUUGGUUUGUUUGGAGCCAUUGGUGAUGGAAUAAUGACUCCUUUGCUUUUGUUUAUCUCAAGCAAACUUAUGAACUCUAUUGGUACUAUUUCUGGCACAUCAAGCAACAAUUUUGUCCAUAACAUCUAUGAGAAUGCUAUUGUUUUGUUAUAUUUGGCAUGUGCUUCUUUUGUUGCUUGCUUCCUAGAGGGUUAUUGUUGGACAAGAACAGGUGAAAGACAAGCUGCAAGAAUGAGAGUUAGGUACUUAAAAGCAGUUCUAAGACAAGAAGUAUCAUACUUUGAUUUGCAUAUUACAAGCACAUCAGAAGUCAUCACCAGUGUCUCUAACGACAGUCUGGUAAUUCAAGACGUUCUUAGUGAAAAGGUUCCAAAUUUGUUGAUGAAUGCAUCUAUGUUCAUUGGAAGCUAUAUAGUAGCAUUUACAUUAUUAUGGAGAUUGGCAAUUGUAGGGUUCCCUUUUAUUGUUCUACUUGUGAUUCCUGGUUUCAUGUAUCGAAGGACAUCGAUGGGAUUGGCUAGAAAAAUUAGUGAAGAGUAUAAUCGAGCUGGUACAAUAGCAGAACAAGCAAUAUCUUCAAUCAGAACUGUUUAUUCCUUUACAGGAGAAAACAAAACCAUAGCUGCUUUCUCAAAUGCUUUGGAAGGAUCAGUGAAGUUGGGAUUGAAACAAGGCUUAGCUAAAGGUUUUGCCAUAGGAAGCAAUGGUGUUGUUUUUGCAAUAGCUUCUUUUAUGACUUAUUAUGGUAGCAGAAUGGUCAUGUAUCAUGGUGCUAAAGGUGGUACUGUUUAUAAUGUUGGAGCUUCCUUAGCACUUGGUGGAUUGACUUUAGGAGCUGUUUUAUCAAAUGUGAAGUACUUUUCAGAAGCAAGUGUAGCAGGAGAAAGAAUAAUGGAUGUGAUAAAUAGAGUUCCAAAGAUUGAUUCUGAAAACAUGGAAGGAGAGAUUCUAGAGAAAGUUUUAGGAGAAGUUGAAUUUAACCAUGUUGAAUUUGUGUAUCCAUCAAGACCAGAAAGUGUGAUCUUAAAUGAUUUUUGCUUGAAGGUUCCAUCAGGAAAAACAGUGGCAUUAGUAGGAGAAAGUGGUUCAGGAAAAUCAACAGUUGUAUCACUUUUGCAAAGAUUUUAUGAUCCAAUUUGUGGAGAGAUUCUUCUUGAUGGAGUUGCCAUUCAUAAGUUGCAACUUCAGUGGCUUAGGUCUCAAAUGGGUUUAGUAAGUCAAGAACCUGCUUUGUUUGCAACAAGCAUUAAGGAGAAUAUACUUUUUGGAAGAGAGGAUGCUACAUAUGAAGAUGUUGUAGAUGCUGCUAAAGUUUCCAAUGCUCAUAAUUUCAUUUCAUUGUUGCCACAAGGAUAUGAUACGCAGGUUGGGGAGAGAGGAGUUCAAAUGUCAGGGGGGCAAAAACAAAGGAUUGCCAUUGCAAGAGCCAUAAUAAAAAUGCCUAAAAUUUUAUUGUUGGACGAAGCGACAAGUGCACUUGAUUCUGAAUCCGAACGAAUUGUCCAAGACGCUCUAGACAAAGUCGCAGUUGGACGCACAACCAUCAUCAUCGCUCAUCGCCUAUCCACCAUCCAAAAUGCUGACAUCAUUGCAGUGUUUCAAAAUGGCAAGAUAAUGGAAACAGGAACUCAUGAAAGCCUCGCGCAAGAUGAAAAUUCUCUUUACACCUCUCUCGUUCGUCUCCAACAAACUAGAAAUGACCAAAAUGAGGACCCUGCAUCUAUCAUGAACAGAGGUCACAUGCAAAACACGAGUAGUCGUAGACUCGUGAGUCGUUCUAGCUCUUUCAACUCAAUGACACAUGGUGGUGAUGAUAUCAAUAAUUUUGUUGACGAUAUUGUUAAUAAUGUAGUUAUAGCUGAUGAUCAUAAUAAUAAUGAUGAUAAAAAUAAUAAGAAAAAAGAGAAGGUCAAGGUUUCUUCGUUUCAAAGGUUGUUGGCAAUGAAUGUGCCAGAGUGGAAGCAAGCAUGUUUGGGUUGUAUAAAUGCGGUUUUAUUCGGUGCGAUUCGACCUGUAUAUUCGUUCGCAAUGGGGUCAGUUAUAUCAGUUUAUUUUUUGGAAGACCAUGAUGAGAUCAAGAGGCAAAUUAGGAUCUAUGCAUUUUGUUUUCUAGGGUUGGCUGUUAUCUCAAUGGUUGUUAAUGUGCUUCAACAUUAUAGCUUUGCUUACAUGGGAGAAUACUUGACUAAGAGGGUUAGAGAACGAAUGUUUUCCAAGAUACUCACAUUUGAAGUUGGUUGGUUUGAUGAAGAUCAAAAUUCUACAGGUGUUGUUUGCUCUAGACUUGCCAAAGAAGCUAAUAUGGUAAGAUCUUUGGUGAGUGAUAGAUUGGCGCUAGUGGUACAAACAAUAUCAGCAGUGGUAAUAUCAUUCACAAUGGGUUUAAUCAUCGCAUGGAGACUAGCCAUUGUUAUGAUAGCAGUUCAACCCCUUAUCAUAUGUUGUUUCUACACAAGGCGUGUCCUUCUCAAGAAUAUGUCAAGCAAAGCCAUCAAGGCCCAAGAUGAAUGUAGUAAAAUAGCUUCUGAAGCUGUUACAAAUCUUAGAACCAUCAAUAGUUUUUCAUCUCAAGAUAGAAUCCUCAAAAUUCUUGGAAAAGCUCAGCAAGGCCCUAGUCAUGAAAGUAUUAGACAGUCUUGGUUUGCUGGCAUUGGACUUGCAUGUUCACAAAGCCUCUUUUUGUGUACCUGGGCUUUGGACUUUUGGUACGGUGGAAAACUUGUGUCACAAGGUUAUAUUUCGGCAAAAGCAUUAUUUGAGACUUUUAUGAUCUUGAUAAGUACCGGAAGAGUUAUUGCAGAUGCCGGUAGCAUGACAAAUGAUCUUGCUAAAGGCUCUAAUGCAGUUGGAUCGGUUUUCGCAAUCCUCGAUAGGUAUACAACAAUCGAGCCUGAUGAUUUUGAAGGUUACAAAGCCAAAAAUUUGAUAGGGAAAAUUGAACUUCUUGAUGUAGAUUUUGCAUAUCCGGGUAGACCUAAUGUGAUGAUCUUUCAAGGGUUCUCAAUUAAAAUCGACGCUGGAAAAUCGACGGCUUUGGUCGGGGAAAGUGGUUCAGGGAAAUCAACAAUCAUAGGACUAAUUGAGAGAUUCUAUGAUCCAAUUAAAGGGAUAGUGACAAUUGAUGGUGAAGAUAUAAAGUCUUAUAAUCUAAGGUCGUUAAGGAAACACAUUGCACUUGUAAGUCAAGAACCAACACUGUUUGGUGGUACCAUAAGGGAAAAUAUUGCAUACGGAGCCUAUGAUGAUAAAGUUGAUGAGAGUGAGAUUAUUCAGGCAUCAAAGGCUGCAAAUGCUCAUGAUUUCAUAUCAAGCUUACAAGAUGGUUAUGAUACAUUGUGUGGUGAUAGAGGAGUUCAACUUAGUGGUGGUCAAAAACAAAGGAUUGCAAUAGCUAGAGCUAUAUUGAAGAAUCCAAAGGUGUUACUUUUGGAUGAAGCAACAAGUGCACUUGAUAGUCAAUCAGAGAAAUUAGUGCAAGAUGCUUUAGAAAGAGUUAUGGUUGGAAGGACAAGUGUAGUUGUCGCACAUAGGUUGAGUACUAUACAAAAUUGUGAUUUGAUUGCUGUUUUGGAUAAGGGGAUUGUUGUUGAGAAAGGAACACAUUCAUCUUUGUUGUCUUUGGGACCAAGUGGAGUUUAUUACUCUUUAGUAAGUCUACAAAGAAGACCAACCAAUACAAUUGUUGGUUCUUCACAUGAAAUCAACUAAAUAAACAAGGUCGAUUUUCCAUGUUUGAAGGAAGAAGCUACAAAAAAGAAUUUAUGAUGGAGUUGUUUUUUCAUCUUUCUUUUACUAUAUUUAGUCUUUGGUCUCUAUAUCAUAUGAUUAAAAUCUUGGCUUCCAGCUUGAAAAUAAGGGGAGUUAGGGAGAUGAUACUUACUAAAGAAUUCUUCUUUUUUUGACAAUAUUAUUGAAGAAGUCUUGUUCUACCUCUUAUUUGAAAAUUGCAUUAGUAAUAAUUACAUACUAAUGUAGAACAACUUGAAGGAAUUGCUGCUAGUCUCUCUUAUUGCAUGACCAUCAUAAAAGUACAACUGGAAGAAGUCUCUUAUUGCUUGAAAAUAAGUGAUGAAUUCAUCAGAAACCAACCAAUUACAACCAUUUUUUCGACAAAAGAGAGUUGAUGCUGUCGGGGCUGGGACGAGAAUGGACAACGGGAAGUGGGAGAAAAAAAAAUGAUUUGUUGUAUAUGAUGCAUAAAUAUAUAUCGUGAGUAGGAUCGCCUCAAACAAUUUAGAGGUUUUGUUCUAAUCUUAAAAUUUGAGCCCCUAAUAAUAAGAAAGUGUCAAAUUGGACCCGCUAAAUCUCUUUCCAUUCACUCUCUCUGUCUCUCUCCUUCCACAAUUUGUGUAUAUGCACUCUAAGUUUUGGAGAGAAGAUCAAGAGAUAGAACAUGUAAGGAAAUAAGAUCAAAAGAGGGAUAGAAACAUAUUUUAGAAGGAGAGAGAGGAGAAAGUUGAUGGAAGAAGAGGAUCCAAAGUUGAAUGGAGGCAAAAUUGGGUGUCAUGUGUUGAAGGUCUGCUUUCACAGACCUAUAGUCUGCUUUGAUGGUGAGCCUUUAACUUCCAAGAUUGGUCCAUCAAGCAUCCUUUGUCAUACUUGUCCAACCAAACACAAAUAUGAGUAAAUGUUUAAGAGUCUAUUUUGUUGUUAA
This is a messenger RNA of Medicago truncatula (barrel medic), 4807 nucleotides long. RefSeq names its product ABC transporter B family member 15. Gene Ontology annotation, molecular function: ABC-type transporter activity; ATP binding; ATP hydrolysis activity. The coding region runs from base 40 to 3861 and encodes 1273 amino acids. NCBI's taxonomy places the organism in Eukaryota, Viridiplantae, Streptophyta, Magnoliopsida, Fabales, Fabaceae. The transcript has 7 exons. Gene Ontology annotation, biological process: transmembrane transport. Gene Ontology annotation, cellular component: membrane. The record is from RefSeq and is a predicted model, not a curated record.